AUGCAUUGGACCUCCAAAGUACUAAAAAAUAUUGGAUUUCAGGAGGAAUAUGCUUGGCAUAUAGGAGGAGCCCUUCCUCGCCAGGAGCUAGAGGAGUUGAAGCUUUUGUACCAUAUUGCUAUUAAUGGCCUGAGCUUCAUACUCAUUGGUUCACCAUCUGUUCCUAAUUAUCAAUUUCAGAAGUCAAUUUCUUAUCAUGAACAGUCUAAAUCUUUCUGCAAGGAGGUCUUGGGUUCAAAUGUUUCAUGGAGUAUGGGUGCAGCAGGAGUGGGAUGGGUAGUUAUUCAAUUGAACUGCAGAAAUGAUGAAGGUCCGACGAUAUCGAUUGCUAAGGAUAAAGAAGGCUACAUAUAUGGAGGUUAUGCUUCUCAACCUUGGGAGAGGCAUGGUGAUUUCAAUGGAGAUCUGAAGUCAUUUCUCUUUCAGCUUUACCCAAAGGCAUCAAUUUUCAAGCCCACUGGAGCAAACAAUCAUGUACAAUGGGAUCCAAAAGAUGAGUGCAACAUGAAUCUUAUGGAUUAUAAAGGUCUUUAG
Messenger RNA from Dovyalis caffra, 534 nucleotides. The record is from the annotation of a GenBank genome assembly. Lineage: Eukaryota; Viridiplantae; Streptophyta; Magnoliopsida; Malpighiales; Salicaceae.